AAUCAGAUUCUUUCUUUUUUCAACCCCUCUUUUUACACUCUCUCUUCUCUCUCUUUCAAUACGGCUGUUUCUCUUUCUGCUGUGUGAGUACUACUUUUGUUUUUAGCUCUGUUUUUGACACCUAUAAAAUGCCCCUCUGCUUCAUUGAACUAUCUCCUUCCUCAUUCUAUUGACACAUAGGAAGAAGAGGGGCGACUUGUUGUGUAAAAGAGAAAAAAAAAAUGUAUGCAGAGACAGGGCUAAUGUUCCCUUAUUUUCAGACUUUCCCUUCUGAAGUUCAACAAUUUGAAGACUUCUGUUCCUCUCACGAACCUAAUGCGUCAAUGGGAUCCAACAUAUCGGAAUAUGACCUCGGGGGAGAAGGGGAUCUCUUUAAAGCUCCACAACCAAUUAUUGAAGAACCAUUGAUGGGCCUUGAUCCUAUGACUGCUGCUAUUUCAAUGAUUUCUUGUGCAGAAGAUGCCAUCUCGCCGCAAGGACUCAAAGUUUCGGAUCUAGAAACUUCGUUUGAGAAUGAACAACUCCUGAGUGAAGUUUUCUAUGAAUGCAAAAAAGACCUAUUUGACAAAGAUGCAAUUGAUAUACCGUUCUCUGAAGUCUUGGACAUGAAAAUUCCUAUUGUGAAGGCCGACGAAAACCUGACUGCAGAUGAGAACUUGGUUUCUCAAGUAUCUUUCCAGAAAAGUAUUAGUUCAGGGUCUUUAACCUCCAUGGAUUGGAUACACGGGGCUUCAAUGAGGCCCAAUUUUAUAGAUUUUGGUGGAAUGGACUUUGGAGCUGUUUAUGGUAUGCGAAGAGCAUACAGUGAAGGAGACAUAAAGACUCUGGGUAAUGGCAACAUAAAUCUGAUCCAUUCUCCACUGGGUCAACCACAGAUUGUCGGAUGCUCCACUUCUGAAAUUCGCAAGGAAAAGCUCUCCAGAUACCGGAGCAAGAAGAAUAAAAGGAAUUUUGGCAGAAAAAUCAAGUAUGCUUGCAGGAAGGCAUUGGCUGAUAGUCAACCAAGGAUCCGUGGAAGGUUUGCCAAGACCGAAGAAAGCUACACAUCGAAGAAGCAUUAACAGUUUUAACUGUCUCUGAGUUGGAAGAAUUAUAGUAAGGUAGUUCACUGGUUAUAUUAGCUGAUGAUGAUAUAAAUAGCAAAUGGAAGCUAGCUUUAGAACAGGAUCUGCUCAAAUAAGUUGGGGAUCCAUCCAUCCAACAACUUGCUAGUUUGUUAAAAUCUUUGGGGUAGCGGCAAUAAUCUUUGUAGAUUAGACAAAUCAACUAGUGUUGUAUAUAGUGUUUGUUAAAUAAAAUUCUGUAACUUGCUAUUAAUGCUGGAUAAUGUAUUUCCGAUAUCUCUAUGUUCAGCGGUCCAGACCGUUACUCUGUAUCUUACUGACGCAACAAUUUCUGUAUCUUACUGACGCAACAAUUAUAACUAUGCUUCAAUUUGAAGAUGGUUGGGUA
Nicotiana tabacum (common tobacco) is the source of this 1452-nucleotide messenger RNA. Its product is annotated as zinc finger protein CONSTANS-LIKE 1. Lineage: Eukaryota; Viridiplantae; Streptophyta; Magnoliopsida; Solanales; Solanaceae. The record is from RefSeq and is a predicted model, not a curated record. Gene Ontology annotation, cellular component: nucleus. Gene Ontology annotation, molecular function: protein binding; DNA-binding transcription factor activity. Gene Ontology annotation, biological process: regulation of flower development.